Messenger RNA from Drosophila hydei, 2504 nucleotides. RefSeq names its product PI-PLC X domain-containing protein 1 (gene PLCXD). The transcript has 3 exons. The coding region runs from base 902 to 2380 and encodes 492 amino acids. Gene Ontology annotation, molecular function: phosphoric diester hydrolase activity. The record is from RefSeq and is a predicted model, not a curated record. Gene Ontology annotation, biological process: lipid metabolic process. Lineage: Eukaryota; Metazoa; Arthropoda; Insecta; Diptera; Drosophilidae.
UGGACUUAACACAUACCCGCAAAAUACAAACAGAAAGUUGAUAGAGCAGAGUAAAGCGUAGAAUUCUUUGCUCCAUGUCGCUCAGUCGCUUAUUGAAGCCGGGUCUGGACGGUUGUGUAGCCGGGAAAAUCGAACAUUUGUGUUUUUUUAAAAAGAUUAUUUAUGCCAGAUAACCAAUGGGGUCAAAAACAAAUUGCCAUUUGCUCUUACACGUGUCUUAAAUAAUUAGUACAAAGUAACAAGUUUAAAUUAGCAUUGAAAUAAUUGGCAAUUCCAAUUAUUAACCAAAUACAAAACAUAAAUAAACAACUGCACAACAAUUACAGCUCUAGAUACAAGUCCCGUAACAAAAAUUCACGCAAUGUAUUGUUGUUCUUUGUUCCCGCCGCUUCGUUCCGCUUGCCAUAUCAAGAAAUAUCAUCUAAUCAAAACUAGUUACAAUUUCUCUGAGCUUGCAAUAGACAAAGUGAGACAAUAGGUAGAGUUCGCAGCAAAAAUAAUAUGAGAGCUACAAAUUAAAUAGAACAUCCGCCUUAUACAAAAUAAUAACAAUAAAUAAAAGUUAAUUAGUCAAAAACAAAAUAAACAAAACAACGCAACUGUUCUUGCUACUUUCUGUUUAUGGAACUAUUAAUUCUUAUAUGGUAAUGUAGUAAUACUGUCUGUAGUAUUAUAUAUGUACAUAGACACCUCGGAGGUUUCCAGCGAGCUUCGCGUUCGUCUUCCAAUAAGAACGCCACACAAGCUCGUCGCAAACGGUUGAUCUUCGCAAUCUGAUUGCGCGGCAAGCGACUCGACUCGCAUCGGACUCAGACUCAUCGUACUUGCUUUUAAGUGUCGCUGAUUAAGCUUAAACGCAUUCAACUUGAAUCAGCUAUAAUUCGAAGAGCGAGCGUGUGAGAUGAGACAAUUGCACUUGGUGUUCAUUUGGGCGCUGGGCAUCUGGCCCGCGAUGUGGGCGCAGCAGCUGGACACAUUUCGAUUGGCUCCACAGUCUGGUGCGGAUGUACAGCAGCUGAAAUUGUGGCUGACAAUUAGCGCCCGGAAGCGCUUCCUGGAAGUCAGCUGGAAGCAUGCGCCGGCAAGAGAUGGAGAUCAUGUCUUAUUAACUGUACAGGAUCCGCAUAGCUUUGAGCUGCGAUCUGUGCCCACGGGCACGCCGCUGGCAGGAUUCGAGAGAAGUAGAGACAGUGACAGCGAGAGUGAGGAGAGCAGCGGUUCAGGUGCAGACCAAGUGGCCUUUGUGCCCUUUCAUGGCUAUACAAGCACGCCUGAAACAGUGGCCAAGGCAGCUGCUAGUCCGGAAACUCAGCAUUGGGUCUCAAAUGGUGGCAACAACGAAAUCGUGGCCGCCAUCAAGCCCAGCCACUCUUCACAAUGGUUCACCACGGGCGUGCCCUUUGAUUAUGCUCUAUCUCGGAAUGUGACUACGCAUAGUGAUUGCUAUGGCUAUUGGGCUAGUUACAUCGAUGACCAUGGACGCAUUCUGGCCAAGACGUGUGUUCGCGCUUAUCCACGCUGGAUGACGAAUUUGCACAGUGGUUUGGGUGAUCUGCGUCUGCGUGAUCUCUUCAUACCGGGCACUCAUGAUUCGGGCUCCUAUAGACCCAACUUCGAUCCACUGUUGCGCGAGAGCCUGGUCACCAAAUAUGCUCUAACCCAGGACGAUGAUAUCCGCGGCCAGCUGCUGCAUGGAGCACGCUAUCUGGACAUACGUGUCGGCUACUAUCGUCCAACGGAGGAAAAGUUCUUCAUAUACCACGGCAUCACCAAGCAACGGCCACUCAAAGAGGUCAUACAGCAGGUCAAGGACUUUGUGCUAGAAACCAAUGAAAUCGUCAUCUUUGGACUGAAAGAGUUUCCUGUGGGCUUUGGCAAGAAUCUCGGCGUGCAUCAUCUGUUGGUUGCAUAUCUGCGAGAACAGUUUGGAGAUCUCAUCGUGCAUCCAUCGCUCACCUGGCAUGCCACGCUACGCGACAUCUGGAAGCGACAGCAGAACGUAAUACUGGCCUACGAUAAAAGUGAGAUUGUGCAGCAGUAUCCGGAGUUGCUCUUUGGUGGCGUGGAUCAGCGUUGGGGCAAUGUUCAGUCGUGGACGCGUCUCGAACGCCACUUGCGCUACGUCAACGACUUCGAUGUGUCACGCUUCUCGAGUCGUCCCGUGGUGGACAUGGCGGAGCUGACGCCAGAGACCUGGGAUGUUAUACUAGAUAAGCAUGGCGGACUGCGUAAAAUGGCAGACAAUGUGAAUUGGCGCAUCUCACAGCUAUACCGAGAUGAGCUUGGCGACCAUGCGAACAUUGUGGCUGCAGACUUUAUACGUGGCACCACGCUCGUCGAUACGGCCAUAGAGCAGAACAGAAAAAAGAUGGGGCAUUAGCAAAUGUUAUAGACAGUUGUCAACGAUCUAUAGAUCUACACAAAAACGAUUUCAACUUAUAAUUCUGUUGAUCUGUAACAAACAAUUUACAUUCACAAUAAGAACACAUUAACUUCAAUUUGAA